AUGGCAAAUGCUUGGAUUGAAAGUUUUCCUCGCACGGCCGCUCGGGUCUUGGACGAGAUGGACAGCACCCUUGGGUUCAAAUUGUCUCGCGUCAUAUCCGAUGGACCCAACUCCAAGUUGAACAAGACUGAAAACUCGCAACCCGCAGUAAUGGCAGUCUCCAUUUUGAUUCUUCGCAUUCUUGAAGACGAAUUCGGAUUUGACGCUAAAUCUCGGGUGGAUGUCACGCUUGGACACAGCUUAGGAGAGUUCUCUGCACUGGUUGCCGGUGGGUAUCUUGAAUUCGGCGAUGCCCUCAAAUUAGUCCGAGGUCGAGCGGAGAUCAUGGCCCAAUGUACACGAAACUUGGCCGAGAAAUCCGGGGAAACCUAUGGAAUGGUCGCACUUCUCUGUGAACCCGAACAUUUGGACAGUUUACUUCGGACGGUUCAAGAAUUCCUAGGACUUGAGCCCGCAGGCGUCGAAAGUGACACAUACCACCCAGUUCCAGCAAUUCAGCAGGUGGUGGUUGCCAAUAUCAAUUCAAAAAACCAAAUUGUCUUGAGCGGUAGCCUGGACCGAAUCAAGACUCUCUUAGUCCAGCUGCGUCAAUUUGGAGGUCAUGAUCCACGGGCUGUCAAAUUGAAAAGUGACAGCCCCUUUCAUAGUCCUUCCAUGGCGCUAGCUGCGGAUUACAUGAGAAAUGCACUGGAACAAAUUAACAUCACCUUCCCAGCUUCAGUGCCUUGCAUAUCAAAUGUUUCUGCCUUGCCUUUUCAUUCCAAGGAUGACCUCAAGAAUCUCCUCUCUCGGCAAUGCACCGAUACUGUGAGAUGGUGGGACAGCAUACGCUAUCUUCACCAGGAGCGAGGUGUGAGGCGUUGGAUUGGAAUCGGACCAGGAAAGGUCGGCAGAAAUUUGGUCGGCAAAGAGGUCGGGAGAGUUGACACCAAAGGUGGUGGAGUGUGGGCUGUCUGUGAUCCUCGUGAAAUAUCAAACAUCAUGAUCUCCUUGGAGCAGACCGAAAUCGAACCCAUGAGCCACCAACGAUUGAAAUGA
Molecule: messenger RNA, 1038 nt
Organism: Penicillium antarcticum
Lineage: Eukaryota; Fungi; Ascomycota; Eurotiomycetes; Eurotiales; Aspergillaceae
Product: ACP S-malonyltransferase
Exons: 1
Coding region: 1-1038 (345 amino acids)
Biological process (GO): fatty acid biosynthetic process
Cellular component (GO): mitochondrion
Molecular function (GO): [acyl-carrier-protein] S-malonyltransferase activity
Source: RefSeq, a predicted model, not a curated record